Molecule: messenger RNA, 1632 nt
Organism: Python bivittatus (Burmese python)
Lineage: Eukaryota; Metazoa; Chordata; Lepidosauria; Squamata; Pythonidae
Source: RefSeq, a predicted model, not a curated record
GUGAGUUUGUGGGCCGUCGCGAGCUCCCUCGCGCCCCCCUUUCGCUCGGUUCGCUCCGGCGCUCCGCCCGUCUCUGGCCUCCCCUGCGGAGCCCCGCGCUAGUUCCUCUCGCUCCUGGGCUUCUCUGCGUGCGGGACACCUUGGCAUUGUCGAAAGAGGCUGGGCAGCGAUCGGAGGCAAGAAGUGGCUCGCUGACAAGAGCCACGGCGGUCCGGCGAGCGAGGAGGAGCCUGCAGGGAUGCGAGCCGCGCAGCAGCCGCGCCUGCCUCUCUGACCCGCCGGCUUUGCUGUGGUACCAAGUUGGCAGAGUGAGGAGCGCCGCAGCCUGGCACGGACGGAGAGAUCCGGCGGCGGAGGGACCCGCUGCCCCAACUCGCCUCCCGCUGCCUUUCUGGCUUAAAAGUUGUGGGUUGCCGGAGGAGGAGGGGGAGGAAGAGGAGCGGUGGGGCUUCGUGUGGGGAGGCUGGAGCCUCCUUCGGAGAGGAGGGCGCCUCUGGAGACCAGCGAGAGGAAGAGCGAGGGAGGCGCCGGCGCCGCCGCCGCCUUAGCCGGGCGCGAUGCCUUCUGCCUGGAGCCGAGGAGCGUCUGGCCCCGGGGUGAUCGCCCUGCUUCUGAUGGCCGUUGGCAACCUGAGACUUUGCCAUGCAGGGAUUGAGUAUGGGGAUGUACUGCCAGAUUCCUUCCCAUCAGCACCUGCAGAGUCCCUUCCCCAUUUCCUGUUGGAGCCACAAGAUGCCUACAUUGUGAAGAACAAACCAGUGGAGCUGACCUGCAGAGCCAACCCAGCCACCCAAAUCUAUUUCAAGUGCAAUGGCGAAUGGGUGAAUCAGAAUGAUCACCUGACAACAGAGAGUUUGGACGAGGUCACUGGGCUCCUUGUAAGAGAAGUCCAGAUUGAAGUCUCUCGCCAGCAAGUGGAGGAACUUUUUGGCCUAGAAGAUUACUGGUGUCAGUGUGUGGCAUGGAGUUCUGCUGGAACCACAAAAAGUCGUCGAGCCUAUGUUCGGAUAGCAUACCUGAGGAAGAACUUUGACCAGGAACCACUUGGGAAAGAGGUGCCUCUCGAUCACGAGGUCCUUUUGCAGUGCCGUCCUCCUGAAGGAGUGCCAGCUGCUGAGGUGGAGUGGCUGAAGAACGAGGACAUGAUUGAUGCUUCCCAGGAUACAAACUUCCUGAUAACCAUAGAUAAUAACCUUAUCAUCAAACAGGCUAGGCUUUCUGACACUGGCAACUACACCUGUGUGGCCAAAAACAUUGUUGCCAAACGGCGGAGCACCACGGCCACAAUAAUUGUUUAUGUGAAUGGUGGCUGGUCUACCUGGUCAGAAUGGUCCCCAUGCAGCAACCGCUGUGGCCGUGGAUGGCAGAAACGUACCCGAACCUGCACCAAUCCUGCACCUCUCAACGGUGGCUCUAUUUGUGAUGGACAAUCUUUCCAGAAGCUUGCCUGUACUACCAUGUGCCCAGUAGAUGGAGCUUGGACUGAAUGGAGCAAGUGGUCAGCCUGUAACACCGAAUGCACGCACUGGAGGAGCAGAGAAUGCAUGGCCCCAUCUCCCCGAAACGGAGGGAAGGACUGUAGCGGCGUCCUGCUUGAUUCCAAAAACUGCACCGACGGGCUCUGUAUGCAAA